Danaus plexippus (monarch butterfly) is the source of this 1034-nucleotide messenger RNA. RefSeq lists its product as uncharacterized. Gene Ontology annotation, cellular component: mitochondrion. The coding region runs from base 384 to 977 and encodes 197 amino acids. The transcript is spliced from 3 exons. The record is from RefSeq and is a predicted model, not a curated record. NCBI's taxonomy places the organism in Eukaryota, Metazoa, Arthropoda, Insecta, Lepidoptera, Nymphalidae. Gene Ontology annotation, biological process: mitochondrial electron transport, NADH to ubiquinone; mitochondrial respiratory chain complex I assembly.
GCUGUAGCCGGUAACAGGGACUUGUGCAGCGUUGUGAUUUGUGACAAUCGAUACUCAAAAAGUGCAACCUUCAAGAACUUUCCGAUUUUAUUGCGUACGAUAAACGUGUUUAGCAUGUAAUAAGAUACACAUUUUAAACAAAAUGAUUUCUUUGUUUCCUUUCUUUUACACCCGUUAUUUUUGGUGUAAAAAAGGCAUCCCUGUCAGUUGAAUUUACCAUUACAUAAAAUAAUUUUUCUAUAGAGUAGGUAUUAUUGUGUAUGUAAAUUUAUAGCAUACACACAGUACUUAGCAUUACUAUUCCAUUUUUCUUUGUAAAUGCUGUUUUAUUAACAAGGUGUAUAAUAGUUUUGCUAUUUACCUACUUCGGAUAUUUUUAUAAUAUGGAAGCUUUGGACGUCACAUCGCAUUUAAGUGAAUGUAACAUUUCAGUGCCGGAUGAGAAGUAUUUAUUUGAUUUUACGAAAACAAGCGAUGUAGAUAAUUGGCAAGAACAAUCUGAUACAGUACGAAGUGUUGGGAUGUCAAAAGCUGUGUUCGUGCUACAUAAAAAUACGGAAUACAGAAGAGCCAUAUUCUUUGCUUUGUUAAAUCCACAACCAAAUGGAGCUGGUUUUGCUGGAAUACGUUCAAUAGGAAACCACGAUCUUACCGGUCGUACGAAACUCCAACUAUUUUGUCGUGGCCAAGGACAAUUCAAUGGUUUUAAAGUAGUUUUGCGUCAUAAGGGAUUAAAUGAUGAGCCGAAUUAUUCCUUUGAACAGUACUUCCAGGCCCCAAAAGAUGAAUUUGCGAUUCGCAGUUUGCCUUUCUCGGAGUUUAAAGCUUACUAUAGAGGUAAACGAGUAAACAAUAACGAAACAUUGGAUAUAGCACAUGUCAGCAGUAUUGGACUACAAAUGUAUGGUGGUGUGUACCAACCUAUUAAACAGAAAGGUCCUGCUACUCUUGAGAUAGAUUGGAUUAGAGCUGUAUAAGUGCAUUCAUAAUAAGCAAAGUUUAAUAAAAAAAUAUAGAAAUGUAUAUACUCCAAA